AUGGUGGACGCUGUAGGAGCUGUCACUGGCAUUGCGAGCGUGAUCUUGGUCCAAGUGCGUGCCCUGGCGGAGUAUCCGGAGUUGGCAGAGGAGUCCCGACUUCUGGCACAGGCUGCGAUUGACAUCGUCCAUGGCCUCCCUGCUUCGCAGACACUGGCCUCUUCCCUCCGAGGGCUGGAGAAAAAGUUGCAGGACCUUCGCGACCGUCUCGGCUACCUCGCGGAUGGGGAGACAAAAAAGAAACCGAAGCGCAGCUUCAACCCUUUCAUGGCCUUGUUUGCAUCGCCGAGCAAGUAUUACGGUUCCAUGUCUGAAAACGUUGCGUACAUCAGGCGCCUGAACACGGAGAUCCGGUCCCAAAUCGAGCUGAUUUCCCAGGCUGCACAGCUCGAAGACAAAAAGAAUGCGCCCGCCAUGGCCAUCGAAAACCCGGACGGGCGCCAGUGGUGGGGCCGGUACUUCUAUCAACCAAAAAGAUGUUGACCAAUCCCCAACAUCCAACUUGCCAUGCAAAACAUGCACCAAACGCAGGGUUUGUCAUGGAAAAUAAAAUGGAUCAUGGGGAAGAUGGUUUUUUUUCUGACGUGGAUCACUUUCCCCGCGACAACAUGGUGCGCUACGUGCUGUUUGAGGGCGCGGUGGAGCAGACCUUCCACAAGGAGCCUAGUGUGCUGGGGCGAAAGCCGCAGGGUACGGCGAUGACCAUGCAGGUCGCCGGCGGCGGGCACAUGAACCUAAGUGGCGGCACCAUCCCGGCACAAAAUGUGAACACCCGGCUUUCGCUCGAGUGGCAGCACAGCAGCUUUGGGCGGGAGUUCCUAGAGGGCGAACCGAUGCUGCCGCGGCUGCGCCGCGUGAUGGUUGCGGAUCCGGAAAACAACACUAGCGUUUUCAAGCUCGAUGCGCUUUUCCGCGCUACCGGCUUCGAGAACCUGAAGGCACUGGUCGCCCACUUUGCGCAACCAGAGGACGACAAUGUUAGCGUUGCUUCCUCUAGCGAGAUGAAGCCGAGCGCUGGAGAUCGGGUCUUUUUCAUUCACGUUCGUGACAAAGAGGCGCCCUUCGACCGCAUUGCGGAGUACAAGUCCAACAGCGGAUUUGUUAUGUGCGGGGAGGCGACCACGCUGGUGCAGUUGCGCCGCCGCAUCCGCGAGUGUCACGGGGCGGAGUUUGACGUGGACGACAAGGAUUCGGUGGUUUCCGCGAAUUUCGAUGACGACGAGGAGGAGGAGGAGGAGUUUAUCGAGUUUUUGCGCGAAGGGGCGUUCGCGUUCGGCCUGAAGACCGUCGUGGACGGCAAGUCGGAGUUUCUAACCGUCCCGCGAAAUAGCCACAGUAAAUUUUCCGUACACGUACAGAUGCGGUCUCUGCAUGACAAAACUUGGCUUCGAUCCUAACUUAGCAUGACAAUUUUUACGAACCAAACUGGUAAAAUUUGUGAUGCAUGUUGUACAUGUACGGGAAAUUUGUAUUGCAUACGAAAGCAAGAAAAAACGUUCCUGUUGAAGGAAAAAUCUAGCGACGACAUCUGCGUUUUCCAGGCUCCAAAAAUGAAAAAGAGUUCCUCCACGGCCUCGCUACCCGGUCAGGUGCAGGAGGAGCUGGGCGCAGCGGACGCUGAGCGGCUCCUGAAAGUCGCCGGCGAUUGCAUCGUCACGGACCCGAAAAAGGUAGAGAAAAUCGAACUGGGUAACAAAGUGGACUUGAUGGAAAAACGGGCGGAGCGGGACUGGGCGCGGUCGCUCACGGUCGACAAGGUGGUGGCUGAUGCAAAUCUGGCGCGCGAAUUGCGGGGCCUGCUCCUAUAUCCUGUGCAAAAGCAUCGUACUCGUACUAAUCGCAGUCAUGCAAAAGAAAUUUCAUUUUCUAGCUAAAUCAGCAUGACAAAAUCUUUUUGUCAUGCUGAGGUAAUUUGUGUUGCAAUACUACGAGUACGAUACUUUUGCAGUUCAUAUCCUACAGCAAAAUGCCGCCGAAGCCUGUGAGGAAGCGGAUGUCCAGUUUCUGCAGGCGUUGAAGAGGCUCGAAAGCCAGCUCGUGGAAAAGUAUCUUACGCCCCUGUUCGAAGAGCUUGGACAGGAGAAGGCGAAACUCCGGAAGGAAUAUCUGAAGGCAGCUGGUGGUGCUGCUCCCGAGGCUCGAGGUAGUGAAGAUGAUGCCAAAAACAUCAUGGACGCCGCGCGCCUGGAAAACGUGAAGCACAAUGUGUACGAGAGAUUCAUCCUUCCCGAGCUUGCGGAAUUUCAGGCCGAAAAGCGGCAAGCUGAGAAGCGGCUCCAGAAGGCGCUGGACAUUUUGAAAAUGACGCACCGCGUUUCCCCCCUGCGGUCGUUGAAUCUGCUCGCGAGCAAGUCGAAACAGAAGCACGAGGACGAAAGUAGCCACGCCCGCUUGGUGCGCCUGCGCCGGGCCCCGAUCCAGAUUGUUAUAGUCGGUGGAGGUCUGGGAGGCGCUGUUCUGUUCCUAUCCAGUUCAAAAGUAUCGCACUCGUCGUGGGAAUUGAAACGAUUGCUGCAACGAUUUAUUAGAGGCUCGACAUGUCGCGGACUUUUGCGCGGCUCAGUUCGCCGCCAACAUCGCACAAACUUCAGAGCGAGCAUCUCCAAGAUCGUCAGAUCAUCGAGAAGUUCGUAUAGAAGUGUGUCUUCGGGGCCGGGAAGUUGGUUGACAGGUGCGUGGAAAAGCCUGCUGGGCAGAAGUUUUACUAGGAUCAGCGUAGCCGAGGCGGGCAGUAGUGGUGUUUGCGAAAGAACGAAGUGGCGCGGUUUUUAAAUUGUAAGUGGUAUCAUCGUUAAUAGUUUGCAUAUCGUGCAACAUCAAAAUAUAGCGACCUUCUUGCGCUUUUUGAUAUGAAGCAGUCAGCUUUUGCUGUCUUCACGCAGCACCUUUUGCUACGUUCACGCAAAGACGCGCAUCUUUUCCUUUUUUGAGUUCAUUUCAACCAAGACGCAGCCACUUUUACCAACAGCUGCUUCCCACAAACUUCGGCAGCAACUCCUGGACCAAGAAACUUCCCGCCCAUUUGUUUCUACCCCCGCGCCCAAGUGGUGCAAACUAUUUGUAUGUAGUAAACAAAGCUGUAUAAUGCUCAUUUAAUCUGGAAGCUUUUUUGACACCUUCCGCGCAAAGCAACCGCAACUUUUGUGGCAGUCGAGAGUGUUUUCGCACAUGGAUAAAAUGAAGCUUGUAGCAGGUGGCCGGUGGUUUGCAAUCAAAUAAGGUGGGGCUUGAAAAAAACGACACAGCGGAGCUGGAACAACAUGGGGAGUAAUGUUACGCGCGAGCGUAUGGUGUACACGAAAAAGAGCAGCACUUCACUUUAGUGCAGCAGCCGCAAUAUUAGGCAAGAGUAAGUUCUUAGCCGGCACCUCACUACCCCCGCCGAGGCGGCUAUCAAUUUUAAUUGUUACCUAGCAUGAGAAGUGCGAUACUUUUGCGCAGGAUCGCGGCGACUGUGGAGCAACUUGACAGACGAGCGCGUAGCGGUGACGCUGAUCGAUCUGAAGGACUACGCAGAGAACACCAUGGCCGUGCUGCGCAUGGUUUGCGAGCCGGAAAAGCAGAUGGGAAACACGCUCUGCAGGCACAGCGAUUACAUGGGUCAGCAGGGGCAGGUGGUCGUGGGCAGAGCAACCAAGAUAGAGGCGGACCACGUGGUGAUCAAUGACGGAGAGCGAGUGGUGCCCUUCGAUUACUGCGUGAUCGCGACCGGAAGUGUGUACAAGAGCUACAUCAAGACGGAUAACGCCAGUCUGGACUACCGCAAGAAACAGAUGCUCUACCUGCACGGAGAAGUGGCAAAGUGCGAGCAACUACUUGUGAUCGGUGGUGGUGUUGUUGGAUCCGAGCUCUGCGGAGAACUGAUCACAGCAUUUCCGAACAAGAGGGUCGUGCUGGUGCAUUCUGGCUCCAAGCUGGUAAGCCGCGCACACCCCGCCACUGGUGACCACGCGAAGAACACGCUGGAGAAGCUGGGCGCCAAAAUCAUUUUCAACGAGCGCGUCACGCACUUCGACCCCGUGAAAAAGUGCUACGUGUGCCAGUCGGGUCUAUCCGUGCCUUUUGAUCCCAGCAAAGACCGCGAGUUCUGGUACCGAUGUAAGUAGAAGUUAGAAGUUGCUGAUGAGUAAUGAAGAGCUAUGUUCGCGCGUUAUUCUUUGUCUUCAAUCUGCAGUGGAGGCAGUGGCACUGUACGUAGAUGCGGUUCGUGCAAGCAAAUUUAAUCCGAAAGUUUGCAUGGUCGCACGAAUCUGCGGUGCUUUUUCUCACGUGGUCCUCCCGUCUGGAAAUGUAAACUAAUACGUAAAUCAAUACAAGAACUGCCUAGAGAGGAAAGUAGUGCGUGCAUGUAUAGUACGCGAUUGCGGAUGCGACGUCGAGCUAGAGGUAGACGCUCAAGAACAUGAGUUUUUUUCUUGUUCUGCAUACAUCAAUUCUUGAACACGCAGGUGCACUGGGUACUCCUUAGAAUUGAACAAAUCCAUCCUCGGAGAAUCCCUGAAAAAAGUCGACCCCGGAAUCUACAACCCCGCAGACCACAGCAUCAACUGCCUCUCAACCAACCAGUUGUCGGCCAAGUUUCCGCAUAUGUGGGUCAUGGGUGAUUGUACCGGGCGCGAGCGCCACUUGAACGGAGAGCGGAUGGCGUUCGGAGCCUGGAUUCACGCACAGAUGAUCCACAUGAAUAUGAAACUCAUCCUCGCAAAGCACUUGAAAAAAAUAGAAGAGGCAGCGAAGGGAAGCGAAACAUUGGAUCCUGUCAAGGUAUAGAAAUUGUUUGUCACAACUCAUGCGCAAAUUGCUACUGCUUCAUGUUUAUUAUUCUUCGCCAACUCUGAAUGACUGGAACUGGAGGAAAAGGAAUGGUGAAAAGUCAAAGAAUACGACCCUAAGAAGAAUGACUGGAACUGGAGGAUGCUACCUAAAAGUUCAAAAAAUAAGUAUAUACUUUUGUAUGAAUUACUUAGACUCGUGGUCACGCAUGGGCGUGAGCACACAGCUGGGAAGAUAGCAGUAGCGUGAGUUGUAGCUCUUGCGAAAGGGUUGAUAAAAAACAUUCCUGCUCAAGAAGUAGUUGAGUUGCUUGAUAUCGACAAUAUUAGCAGGCCAAAGCAUGCCUCUUUAGUUGCAAACUGAACACAGGUGCGCGCGCCAGGAAGUGAGAUUUAUCCGAAACACAUGUGGGAGUUCAAGCCUUUCGCCGAAUCGGGCAAGGAUAGUAUGUAUGACAGUGCAUAAAAACUCGAACUGCCCAUUCCCCGGAUUUGUCAUGCAAAACCCUGUCUCUGCGUUUCUUGGGUCUGUAGUACCGUUUGCGCGACAAGUCUUGGAAGCCGAGGGAAACAACACUACACUCCAUGAGUAGUUUAUUUGUCUUGCAAAGGCAGCUGUGGCCGCAUCGAGAUGAAUAUGUUAACACUUUUGUUCCUUUUGCUGGUCCCGGUGUCACGUUUUCUCUAGGUGAUUUCCUCUUUGGUGUUUUGCUUCAAAUUAGGGAAAUGGAGACGAGUGGUCUACUUUCAUAGUACCGACGGAAAGCACAUUCAGAUUUUGAGUCUCGGGCCGACGUAUAUGGAUUGCAAAAAUGUCUGGGUCUGGAAGAUUGCAGCUUGUCAUGCUAAAUCCGAAUCAUGCAAAAAUCUGUGUUGCAUGAGAGCCAAAAGCUGCCCACUUUCGACCAAGUUGGGAGGGAGUUUCUCAUGCAGGAUAGGCAUGAAAGAGACCUCACAGACUCUGCCAUGCUAGGUCCCGCAUUCCAGACCUCAAGGCUCAUGGAGAACCUGCAUGACAAGUUUACACUCUUCCAGACCCAGACAUUUUUGCAUUUGAUAACGUACGAGGUAGUGCAAAUCUCGGAGCCAAACAUGCGUGCGCAGAUGAUGCAGACGGACGUGGGCAAGGAGACUGGAGUCGAGCUGCAUAGCGACAACGUCUUGAAGAACAUGUUCGAUAUCGAGCACUUCAUUCCAGCAGCACUACUCGCUAAGGUGGAUGCCGUAUUGGAGUCAUCCAUACCCUUCUACACGACGGAGUCUGAAGAAUUAAAAGCGGUCCGCGGCUACUGACUCUAAAGAAGGCACGUAGAAGGUGGAGCGGCUUUACUUAUUUUCCCGGGUCUGUGGGCGGUGGAGAUGGUGCUGUCGCAGCGGAAAGGAGAACAAGAAGCGUUUGCUUAUUUUCUUUGGUCCUCUUUUCCAUGCAUGCUGCAGUUGUAGUAAAAUAAGUCAAAUAUUAGAAAUAGACUUAUGUGCAGCUGCGCCAAUUAUUACUUCGGUGCACGUCUUCGUCUUCAUCGAGGAGCAGGAGGUUGACUCGACUGCACACGUCUACUGAAGUAGGAGCUCUUACCAGUCCCUCUGUGCGAACGAAUUAAGUGAACAUAUAAUCGGGCGUAGUUGAUGUGCUGGUGAUCGAUUUUAUCCGGAUUGGACUGCAUUUGCAACAGAUCCGAACUUGAUUGUUGCCGUACUUUUUAUGGACUCAAUUCAUUUUUUUCGCAGAAGCAGGUCGGGUCAUGCAGCUCAUUCACGAGCACGUCAUGAUGGAAUGGUUUGGAUUUGUUUACUCUUCACUAACGAGCUGAUGUUGUCAUCAGUGAGAGUGUCCGAUCGAAAUAAUGGCCGCGAUUGGCAUCGGGAUCUUCUUUUCAUUAUUGAUCUUGAUGCCCAGUAUGGUACUACUACUGCAUUUUUAACGUUUUCGCAUGUCUAAAGACGAGCAAAGUAAAUCGGAAUACCUCGACGGAUGAAGAGGUAUAGAAUAUUUCAACAUUCAGUUCGUUAUAUUCGAAGAAAAGAAAAAUAAUACCAGAACAAGAGCAAUAGAAUCGCACCGACGCGCCCCGUCCAUCCAUCUUCGUGAGUGUCCCGUGUUGCGAAUGAAUCCGUGUCCGUUUUCUGCUCAUCUCGGUAAACGUAAAAAGAAAAAGCGCUGCCAG
Amoebophrya sp. A120 is the source of this 6937-nucleotide messenger RNA. The record is from the annotation of a GenBank genome assembly. Lineage: Eukaryota; Dinophyceae; Syndiniales; Amoebophryaceae.